AUGUUGCUUGCCAAUGUUUUCUCCGGCUGCACAUAUGACGGAGACGAUGAUCGAUGUUUUCUAGUCGGAUUGGAUGGACACAUGUUGCUCGUCUUCAGAAAACGUACAAGCAUCUUCCCCGGUGUUCUCAGAUUUGACACCGUGACCCGCCAGCUCGUGCCUAUGUGGAGCAUCGGCAGGUUUGCCAUCUUCGUUGGGCAUCGGAGGUGUGUGGCUGUGGAUGCUGAUAAGUUCCCAGGCAUUGAGCCGAACUGCGUCUACUUCACUCGACAUCUGGAUCGGUCCGCUCGCAUAUGGAAGUAUAACUUCAAUUUGAUCCAAGUGAUAUCUGAAGAUGUCGAUUUCUUGGAGCAUGACGAUCAGUUUGUCCUCGUCGCCGACCGUCCUUUCACCAUCAUCCAUCUUCUCUCCAGCUACAUCAUUAACAUGCCAGAUUCUCAACUGCCCUUCUAA
This is a messenger RNA of Triticum turgidum subsp. durum (durum wheat), 453 nucleotides long. NCBI's taxonomy places the organism in Eukaryota, Viridiplantae, Streptophyta, Magnoliopsida, Poales, Poaceae. The record is from the annotation of a GenBank genome assembly.